GAGAUGAGGAGAAGCUGCUGUCUCUUCUCUCCCGUCCUUCCGUCACUAUAAAAAAAAGAGAGAGCCAGACCAGACCAGAGCAACAACCAAAAGAAAGGACAUACACAGGAUAUACAUAUAUACAUAAAAAAAAACCCUACUCUUCUCCAUUCUCCUUUUCAAGGAGGGCAUUUUUCUUCCCUUUCCCCCCCUUUCCUUUUCUGCCCCGAUUUUUUCCUCUGAGAUCCCGGUUUUGUCAAUUACGGCCCCUGAACUUCUCUGGGAUUUCAGGUGAGGCACGCGUGUGUAGUGUGUGGUGCUUCUCCUUUUUUUUCUUACCUAUCAUGGCUCACGCGGCCUCCCAAUUGAAGAAGAAUCGGGGGGAAGUGGAUGUGAAUGCAAUAGAGGACGAGAAGGAGAAGCGGAGGAAGAGCAGGAGAGCACAGUCCCGGGAACAAAAGAGAAAGUCUGACAGUAAUGCCAGUUACCUGCGAGCUGCCCGGGCGGGAAACCUAGAAAAAGUCCUUGACUACCUCAAGUCUGGGGUUGAGAUUAACAUAUGUAAUCAGAAUGGUCUGAAUGCUCUUCAUUUAGCCUCCAAGGAGGGGCAUGUAGAGGUUGUUGCUGAGCUGCUGAAGCUUGGUGCCACUGUGGAUGCAGCCACAAAGAAAGGAAACACUGCUCUGCAUAUAGCCUCGCUGGCUGGCCAAGCGGAAGUCGUCAAGGAGCUGGUCACCAAUGGAGCCAAUGUCAACGCACAAUCUCAGAAUGGCUUCACACCUCUGUACAUGGCAGCCCAGGAGAAUCACCUGGAAGUCGUACGGUUCCUUCUGGAGAACAGUGCCAGCCAGAGUAUGGCCACAGAGGAUGGCUUCACACCUCUGGCGGUGGCCCUCCAGCAGGGCCAUGACCAGGUGGUCUCCUUGCUACUGGAGAACGAUACAAAGGGCAAGGUACGCUUGCCUGCCCUGCACAUCGCCGCCCGCAAGGACGACACCAAGGCCGCGGCCCUGCUACUGCAAAACGACCACAAUGCAGAUGUGGAGUCCAAGAUGAUGGUGAAUAGAACAACAGAGAGUGGUUUCACCCCUCUCCAUAUUGCCGCUCACUACGGAAACAUUAAUGUGGCCACGCUGCUGCUGAACCGAGGGGCUGCCGUGGACUUUAUGGCACGGAAUGACAUCACGCCGCUCCAUGUGGCAUCAAAAAGGGGGAACAGUAAUAUGGUGAAGCUGCUCUUGGACAGAGGGUCCAAAAUCGAUGCAAAGACCAAGGACGGUCUGACACCUCUUCACUGUGGGGCGCGGAGCGGUCACGAGCAGGUGGUAGAAAUCCUUCUAGACCGGGGAGCACCCUUCCUGUCCAAGACCAAGAAUGGCCUGUCACCGCUCCAUAUGGCGACUCAGGGGGACCACCUCAACUGCGUCCAGCUCCUGCUCCAGCAUGACGUGCCUGUGGAUGACGUCACCAACGACUACCUGACGGCGCUGCAUGUCGCUGCGCACUGUGGUCACUACAAGGUGGCAAAGCUCAUCGUGGACAAGAAGGCCAACCCAAACGCUAAGGCCCUGAACGGUUUCACUCCGCUUCACAUUGCCUGCAAGAAAAACAGAGUCAAAGUGAUGGAGCUGUUGCUGAAACACGGGGCUUCGAUACAGGCUGUGACAGAGUCGGGGUUAACGCCCAUCCAUGUGGCAGCGUUUAUGGGGCAUGAGAACAUUGUCAACGCAUUGAUACACCAUGGAGCAUCACCAAACACCACCAAUGUUAGAGGUGAGACGGCUCUCCACAUGGCAGCCAGAGCAGGUCAGGCAGAUGUAGUCCGGUAUCUCCUCAAGAAUGGAGCCAAGGUGGAGACAAAGUCCAAGGAUGACCAGACAGCGUUGCAUAUCUCAAGUCGGCUGGGGAAAGUAGACAUCGUCCAACAGCUGCUGCAGUGCGGUGCCUCUGCCAAUGCUGCCACCACCUCAGGCUACACCCCACUUCACCUGGCUGCCCGUGAAGGACACCAGGAUGUUGCAACCAUGCUGCUGGAAAAUGGAGCAUCACUCUCCUCGUCCACAAAGAAGGGAUUCAGUCCUCUGCAUGUGGCAGCAAAGUAUGGCAAGAUGGAAGUGGCCAGUCUGCUCUUACAGAAGAGAGCUGCACCUGAUGCUGCGGGAAAGAGUGGGCUAACUCCACUGCAUGUAGCCGCUCACUACGAUAAUCAGAGAGUGGCACUGCUGCUGCUGGAUCAGGGAGCUUCCCCACACGCUGCUGCCAAGAAUGGCUACACGCCUCUCCACAUCGCUGCCAAAAAGAACCAAAUGGAAAUUGGGACCACACUACUAGAGUACGGCGCCGACACCAACGCAGUGACGCGGCAGGGCAUCAGCCCCAUUCACCUGGCAGCACAAGAGGGCAGCGUGGACUUAGUUUCGCUUCUGUUGGCCAAAAACGCCAACGUCAAUGUGUGCAAUAAGAGCGGACUUACACCUCUCCACUUAGCAGCUCAGGAGGACAAAGUCAACGUUGCAGAAGUCCUUCUCAACCAUGGGGCGGAUGUAAACCCCCAAACAAAGAUGGGUUACACUCCAUUGCACGUGGCUUGUCACUAUGGCAACGCAAAGAUGGCAAACUUCCUGCUGCAGAACCAUGCCAGAGUCAAUGGCAAAACUAAGAACGGGUACACUCCUCUACACCAAGCAGCUCAACAGGGACACACCCACAUCAUCAACCUGCUGCUUCAGCACGGAGCUUCGGCCAACGAGCUCACCCUGAAUGGGAACACUGCCCUCUCCAUUGCACGUCGUCUUGGGUACAUCUCUGUGGUGGACACUUUGAGGCCCAUGACAGAUGAAAACCUGACCUCCAUGGCUGCAACAGAAAAACACAAAAUCAACGUCCCAGAGACCAUGAACGAGUUCCUCGAUAUGUCGGACGAUGAAGGUGACGAUGCGAUGACCGGGGAUACUGACAAAUACCUUCGGCCUCAGGACCUCAAAGAGCUGGGGGAUGACUCCCUCCCUCAGGAGGGUUACAUGGGUUUCAGCAUCGGAGCCCGCUCAGCCAGCCCUAGAAUCAGCCUCCGCUCCUUCAGUUCGGAUAGGUCCAACACUCUGAACCGGAGCUCCUUUGCGCGCGACAGCAUGAUGAUCGAGGAGAUACUGGCUCCCACAAAGGACACGCUUCAGAGUGUCUGUAAAGACAUUUCCUACUUGGUUGACCCACUGAAUAAGCACUUGGCUGUGACCAGGGAUUACAGUUCAGAGUGUAUGCGGCGCUACAGCUGGACCCCGGACACCAUGGACCACAGCCACAACACUGUGUCCAGCCCCAUUCACUCUGGCUUCUCCUCCCCGCUCCCUCAGUAUGACUCCAGGUUCUUGGUCAGCUUCAUGGUGGAUGCCCGCGGCGGUUCCAUGAGAGGCAGCCGCCACAACGGUAUGCGCAUUAUCAUCCCCCCAAGGAAGUGCACAGCGCCCACGCGUAUCACCUGCCGCUUGGCCAAGAGGCACAAGCUGGCGUAUCCACCUCCCAUGGUGGAAGGAGAGGGACUGGUCAGUCGGCUGGUGGAGGUUGGGCCUGCUGGAGCUCAGUUUCUUGGCCCUGUGAUUGUGGAGAUCCCUCAUUUUGGUUCGAUGCGGGGCAAGGAGAGGGAGCUUAUUGUUUUGAGGAGCGACAAUGGCGACACAUGGAAGGAGCACCAGUCCGACGCCAGAUCAGAGGACCUUGUUGAACUGCUUACUGGGAUGGAUGAAGAACUGGACAGCCCUGCUGAGCUGGAGAAGAAGCGCAUCUGCCGCAUCGUCACCAGAGAUUUUCCUCAGUAUUUUGCUGUAGUGUCACGGAUCAAGCAGGAGUCAAACCACAUGGGCCCUGAUGGAGGCGUGCUGUCCAGCACCACUGUCCCCAUGGUCCAGGCCUCUUUCCCACAGGGGGCGCUCACUAAGAGGAUCCGUGUUGGCCUUCAGGCUCAACCUGUGCCGGAUGAAAUAGCGAGAACAGUCCUUGGUAACAGAGCCACCUUCAGUCCCAUCGUCACUGUAGAACCCAGGAGGAGAAAGUUCCACAAGCCCAUCACCAUGACCAUCCCUGUUCCGCCUAGAUCAGCAGAGGGCCACCCCAGCGGCCACAGAGGCGAAUCUGCACCCUGCCUGCGCCUGCUCUGCAGCAUCACAGGAGGGACGUCCCCUGCCCAAUGGGAAGACAUCACAGGGACAACACCACUGUCCUUUGUGACUGACUGCGUCUCCUUCACCACAAAUGUGUCGGCCAGGUUCUGGCUCGCAGACUGUCACCAGAUUCCUGAGACGGUGAGUCUAGCGUCUCAGUUAUACCGGGAGCUGAUCUGCGUGCCGUACCUGGCCAAGUUUGUGGUGUUCGCCAAGAUGAACGAUGCCAUAGAGGCUCGGCUGCGUUGCUUCUGCAUGACAGAUGACAAGGUUGACAAAACCCUGGAGCAGCAGGAGAACUUUGAGGAAGUGGCUCGGAGCAAAGACAUUGAGGUUCUGGAGGGCAAGCCUAUCCAUAUAGAUUGCUAUGGUAAUCUGUCUCCUUUGACCAAAAGUGGGCAGCAGCUGGUUUUUAACUUCUUCUCCUUCAAGGAAAACAGACUUCCUUUCAAUGUUAAGAUCAGAGACCUGGGACAGGAGCCUUGUGGCCGCCUCUCCUUCCUGAGGGAACCGAAAUCCUCUAAAGGUCUUCCGCAGACUGCCAUAUGCAAUUUGAACAUCACACUGCCAACCCACAAGAAGGAUAUGGAGUCUGAUCCUGAUGAUGAGACUGAAAAGCCAGAACGACGUCAUACCUUUGCCUCCUUAGCUUUGCGUAAGCGCUACAGCUAUUUGACCGACCCAGCAGCGAAAACAACUGAUCGAAGCUCGCAGAGAACACAGCCUUCUGGCUACCCUCACAAACCUGUCUUUUCAACGAGAUCUUAUCAGGCGUGGUCGCCUGUUCCUGUCGCCGUCCCUGGCCAAGCCAAGUCUGGGUUUGGCUCCCUCUCCAGUUCGUCAUCCAACACGCCCUCUGCCUCUCCACUAAAGUCUGUCUGGUCAAUCAAUUCUGCCUCCCCAAUCAAGACCAACAUCCCUGGAUCCCCUGCUUCUUCUGUCAAGUCAGUUAGUGACAUGGCUUCUCCCAUCCGCUCCUACAGAACAAUCUCUUCUCCUAUAAAAACUGUAGUCCAGCAAAACCAGUACCCAGGCCAGGUUACCACCAGCCCCUUGGCCUCACCAGGGAAAAGUACUCCAGACUCUAUAUCUAUGAAAGGACUGGCAGCAUUGUCUGCCAGGACUUCUCCAAUCACUGCAUCUGGAGGAAACGCUCUACUUGAUAGAACAUCUAUAGCUAUGACCCCACCAACCUCUCCUAAAUCCUCUCUAAGUAUGUUCAGCUCACCACUUCCUUACAAGACAGUUAUGGGUGGCUCAAGUGGCACAGCAUCUUCUUCAUCUCCAAUAAAAACAGUCCCAGGUCUUUCAUCUGUUCGAUCCCUUGCAGAAGCAUCAGCUACUGCAAGGAACCUUUUCUCUUCUCUCUCAUCACCACUUAAAUCUAACAGCCCUCCAAGUGCCGCAGCACUGAUCAAUGGAACUGUGUCACCUACCCAGUAUCGUUCCUCAUCUCCAACAUCUCUUCUCACCAGCAGCCUGCAAGAGAGAAUACAGGCAACCACCAAUGCUGCAACAACAAGUGUCAAUGCAGCGUUUGAUGAGGUGGAAAAAACAUUUAAUUCCUGUUCUGCAGGCUAUGGCACAUUGAAGUCAUUAUCCUCCUCUGCGUCGUCCUCAUAUCAGUCUAUUAGAUCAUCAGCUUCUAGUUCACUUUAUCCCUCUUUAAGAUCCCCAUCUAAUGUCACCACUGCUGUGACAUGCAGCACAAUGACUGUUCCAGUGUAUUCUGUUAUUAAUGUGCUGCCAGAGCCCCAGUUUAAAAAGCUACCGGAGGUGUCCAAAUCAGCUGCUGCUCUUCUGUCUCCUCGUAAGACAGUGCCUCCUGAGGUUAAUGCUCAGUUGCACUCCUCCUUCGCAAGAACUCUUUCCCCUGUCAAAUCCCAUCUUUUCUCCCCUGGUUUAAAAUCAGCCACCACGUCACCACUGUCAUCCAGCCAAGAGAUUCUGAAAGAUGUUGCUGAGAUGAAAGAAGACUUGAUACGAAUGUCUGCCAUCUUGCAGACAGACCCAAACUCCACAGCCAAUAAAGGAUUUCAGUCUGAUUCUCCUAGAGAAGCUAAAGUAGAGGAUGAGGAACCAUAUAGGAUUGUGGAGAAAGUGAAACAGGAUUUAGUAAAAGUGAGUGAAAUCCUGACCAAAGAUUCUGUGAAGGAUGGGAAGGUUUCUAUGGCAAGGGGUUCCUUGGAUGACAUUCACUUCUCAAAAGUGCCAGUUGAACAACCUCCAAGCAACUGGAGCUAUCCACCACGAUAUGAGACUGUGGUUCCUCAAGCCAAAUCAAAAACAAUACCAGACAGAGAUUUCAAUCUUUCCAAAGUGGUUGACUACCUGGCCAAUGAUGUUGGUAGUUCCUCUUUCUCCAAAAUGCAUGACACAAAGCAUAAAGUGGAUGAAGGAAAGACUGAAGGAGAGAGCAAGGAAAAGCAGAAACGUGUCCUGAAACCCACUAUAGCAGUCCAAGAGCAUAAGCAAAUGCCUCCAACAAAUAUGCGCUCUUCACCUUCAGAUAAAGAGAUCAGUAAAGUAGCAGAUGCACUUUUUGGUGCAGACACUGUGCUAGAAUCCCCUGAUGACAUUUCACAUGAACAGGAUAAGAGCCCCCUCUCAGACAGUGGUUUUGAGACAAGAAGUGAAAGGACACCAUCUGCCCCCCAGAGUGCAGAGGGCAUGGGUCCCAAGGCCCUUUUUCAAGAUAUACCAAUUCCCCCAGUGAUCACUGAGACAAGGACUGAAGUUGUUCAUGUCAUUAGGAGUUAUGAAUCCCCAGAGGAUAACAAACAACCUGCAAUGGAGGAUGCACACCCUGUCAGAUAUAUUGAUUCUGAUUCUAAAGGGCAUCUAAGUCAAGCUACAUUGACUCCAGAACAGAAUAAAUGCUAUCAGAUGAAAGUCAGCCCUGAGGAGGAUCCAAUGGGAAAGGGGAUGAGAGUAAAGGAGGAGACUCACAUCACUACCACUACCAGGAUGGUUUACCACAAACCACCUGGAAAAGAAACUGCAUCAGAGAGAUGUGAAGAAACUAUGUCUGUCCAUGAUAUAAUGAAGGCUUUUCAAUCAGGCAAAGACCCAUCUAGAGAGUUGGCUGGACUGUUUGAACACAAGUCUGGCAGUGAAGAACCAUCACAAAGAGUCCUUGAGGACAUCAACUCCAAACCUAAGGUAGAAAGAAUAAUUGAGGUUCACAUUGAAAAAGGCAAUAAAACAGAACCAACAGAGGUCAUCAUCAGAGAAACAAAAAACCAUGCAGAAAAAGAAAUGUAUUACUACCCAGGAAAUAGACAGGAAGAGGAGGAACCUGAGGAAUCACUUCCAGUGUACCUUGACUCCUCCAGAGUAAAUACACCCAUGUCACAAGAGGAGGACAGUCGCCCUAGUUCAGCACAGCUAAUGGCAGAUGACUCUUACAAAACUCUAAAGUUACUUAGUCAACAGUCUGUGGAGUAUAAUGAGGAUGAAUCAUCAGAGCUCAGGGGGGAAUCUUACAAUUUCGCUGAAAAAAUGCUACUCUCUGAGAAAUUUGAUCAGUCUCAUUCUGACACAGAGGAAUAUUUGAGAGAUAGGUCUCGAUUCCACUCACCAGACAGAAGCAGUCACAGUGAGGGCAGGGUAGGGCCAAGGACUGAGUAUGUCUUCAGGUCAUCAAGAAACGUAUUUGACAAAUCUGGAAGAAAAACUAAUGUAGAUGAUAACUAUGAUAAACUUACACUUUUGCAGUAUUCUUCUGAACCCGGUAGCCCAAAGCAGUCUGUCUGGAUGCGUGUGCCAGAUGACACACAGCAAAACAGAGAACAGCUUAUGUAUGAGGACAGAGUGGACAGGACUGUAAAGGAGGCAGAGGAAAAACUUAGUGAGGUAUCUCAGUUUUUUCGUGACAAAACUGAACAACUGAAUGAUGAGUUGUCAUCUCCAGAGAAAAAAUCCCGCAGACCAGACUUCAGGGAAACACGAUCAGGGCCUAGUUCCACGCACAGCAGUCCCGAGAGGCCAGCAUAUAGGGGUGUAGGUAGUGGGGAAGAAUGGAGUAGAGAACGGCUGAGAGACAGGUUUGCGUCCAGUGACAGAAAAUGUACCAGUUUGCCCAGCAGCCCAGAGAGGAGAGUAUUGCUUCAGUAUAAUGAUUCAGAUCCAAGAAAACAAGGGGAAGUUAAACAACAGGGAAGCACAGGGGAAAGUUCCAAACCUUAUCAAAUGUCUUCCUCUAAAGUUAGCGCAGUUAGGCUAAAGUUUGAACAAGAAGCUCAAAGACAAGACAGAAGUUCUCAGGGAAGUCAAAAUUCUAAUUCUCCAAUUAGGAAACUCCAGGAGAGUAAGCUGCCUGUGUAUCAGGUUUUUGCUGGCUCAAAUAUUCCUAAAAUGCCAGACAGUCCAGCAAGUCAGAGAAGAGGACUAGAUGGUGAAUCAAAUAAGUUCUCUCCCAAACAUGAAGCUAGUGGAAAGGAACAGGAAGACAAGAAGCUUUUCAAAACAUGGGAGAACCAAGGGUAUGGGAAUUAUAAACCCCAAUCACCCAAACUGUCUCACGCCUUAGUUCAUGAUACUAUGAAAGAUGGAAAUAAUAGUGAUUCCCAAAGACAAGAAACCACAAAGAAAAUAAUCUACACAGAAUUUGUUGUAAGAGAAAGUCCAAGUAGUAAUGACGGUCUAAAAAAAAACUCGGAAUCACAAAUUCCUGUAAGAAAGUUGUCUAAUUUCUCAGAAAAACACCAGUCUACCCCAACAAAAUUUGAUCCCCCUGUUGAACCAUGUGAGAGGACAGGUUCUCAUAUUCCUACUUUAGCUAGAAAUCGGUUAAACAGUAGCUCUGAAUCCAACAAGUCUGGUCGAGGAUCAUCAGUAGGAAAAUCCAUAGAUUCCUUAGAUGGUAGUCAGACAAAUGUUGUGUGCAAUGGUGUUGAUACUGACCAGGUGGAGUAUUUGGAUAAAGUAACUCCUGUGGUGGUCACAGAGGGUUUCAAAGACAUUAAACCCUUACCUGUAUAUGUUAGCAUCCAAGUGGGUAAGCAGUAUGAGAAAGAAACUGCAACAGGGCAGCUGGGAACAUACAAAAAGAUAGUAAGCCAUGAGAGUAGGACAGUGCAUGAAACUAGGGGUGCAUUUUACAGUGUCAAACAAAAGCAGUCUCCAUCUCCUCAGGGUAGUCCAGAAGAUGACACUCUGGAACAAGUGACGUUCAUGGACAGCUCUGGAAAGAGUCCUGUUACUCCUGAGACCCCCAGCUCAGAGGAAGUGAGCCUGACCUCGAGAACACCAGACUCUGUGAUAGGCUUCAUGCCUGGCAUGCCAAGCCCUAUCCCAGAGGAGUCUGAGGAGGACGAAGGGAAGACCUUCAUCUACAGGGAACCUGCAAAGGACAAAUGUAAACCAACUUCUGCAGAGAAUUCCAGCAAGAAACAGGAUGCAGAAAGGCCAAAGUCAAAAGAAAAAAGAGUGGCUUAUAUAGAGUUUCCUCCUCCUCCUCCAUUGGAGGCAGAGCAGUCUGAUCCUGAGAAAAAAGGAUCUUGUGGUUCCUCUGAGGCAGAGACAGAAAUGAUGGAGGUAAAUCUCCAGGAAGAGCAUGAUAGGCACCUCCUAGCCGAGCCAAUCAUCAGGGUCCAGCCCCCAUCCCCUAUUCCCCCUGGAGCUGAUAAUAGUGACUCUAGUGACGAUGAGUCUGUCUUCCAUCCCAUCCCCGUCAAAAGGUACACCUUUAAAAUGAAAGAGGAGGGAGAGAAACGUACAAAACACAAAAGAUCAGACAAAAAUGGAAAUAAGGAAUCUGGAAUUAAUGGUGUGAUUAAAGGGGAGGAAGCUGAUCUUGAACAAAAUGGCAAUGAUCAGUCUAUCACUGACUGCUCCAUAGCAACCACUGCUGAGUUCUCACAUGACACAGAUGCAACAGAGAUAGACUCUUUAGAUGGAUAUGAUCUUCAGGAUGAGGAUGAUGGACUCAGCGAGGAUCCAAAAACAUCUAGUCUGUCUAAUGAUGGAAAAACAACCGAUCGUUCAUUUAGUCAGUCUAAGCUUGAAGUGAUAGAGGAAGAAAAAUGUGAGGAAGGAGGAGAUGAUGGAAAGGCAAAGACCAGCACAUCUGCAGCAAAAGGUGGCGGGGAUGAAAAAGACUAUACUCUUGAAGGAAGGCAUCCAGAUAGACAGGGCUUUGGAGAAAACUACUUUGGAUACCAGCUGGAAGAGGAGCUGAAUUCAACCUUUAAAACUGUUGCCACAAAAGGUCUGGACUUUGACCCCUGGUCAACCAAAGGGAGUGAUAAUGACGGAAUUUUUGAGUCCAAAAUGAAAGAUGAAGAUCCAAAGCCCUUUGGUUUAUCAGUGGAAGACAAGUCACAGGCCACAACACCUGACACAACCCCUGCUCGAACACCGACUGAUGAGAGCACACCGACUAGUGAGCCUAACCCAUUCCCUUUCCAUGAAGGGAAGAUGUUUGAGAUGACCCGCAGUGGUGCUAUUGACAUGAGCAAGCGGGACUUUGUUGAAGAGAGGCUUCAGUUUUUCCAGAUUGGUGAGCAUUCCUCUGACCCUAAAACAGGGGAAAAAGGGAGAGGGGGCAAGAUCCUGGGGGUAAUUUCCUCUCAGACAAAAACAGGGGAAAGGGCCACAGUAGAUGGGAUGGUGAAGGUUAUAGAUACUACUACAGACAACAGCACUACACCAACAACACCAGCAGCAACAGCAAAAUGCAGCCCUGCACAGUCUGGCAAUGGCACUGGUUUUACCGGUACUGAUGCCCCCACCUGUGAAGCCAUAGCCGAGACCGCCUCCUCAUGUACAAUCACAGCCUCCAAAGUUGAUCCCAAAUUACGCACUCCUAUUAAGAUGGGCAUAGCUGCCUCCAUAACUGUGAAAAAAGACUCAGGGGAUCUCACUGAUUGUAAAGCUGAGAUGUCAGAGGGACAGAUGGUGCCAGAGUACAUCAGCAUAGAAGGUCAGUGUACAGAAGGCCAAUCUAGCAGAUUCACAGAGCCCAAGGUAGAGAGGAGAGAUUACCCUUCUGAAAACUGCAACAACAACAAUAAUCUUGAGUCCUCCAGUGUUCAGGCCAACUACAUUCAGUGUGGCAGUGUGGUGUUUAAUUUACAGUCCUCCUCUGAGCCCACUCUUCAAAAAGCCAGCAGGAUAGAAACACUCUGCUGUAGGGAUUUAGAAGAAAAAGCACACAGUAGUAAUCAAGGACAGGAACAAAAGGGUGAGGCAGCUAAAGAAAGUGAAUUAAAGCAGCCCAAGUCCAGACUUCCAGUAAAAGCAUCAGGGUGGUCAUUUCAUACACAGGGAACAGCCAUAGGCAGACAGAAGCCCAAACAAGCAGUAAAAGUGGAGGUGAGGAAAAGAGGAGAGCCUGCCAUAGCCAAAGUAGAACCCAGAUCUAGAAUACCCAUCAAGGAUGUUAAAAAGAGCAGCCCUGCUGCCACACCUAGCCCACUUGUUUCAGUUCGAGUCACUUCACAGCCAACAAAAGCACUGGACACAGAGAGAACAGCUAUACAGUUGCCCUCAAGACUACCCCUGAAGGAAAGGCAUCAGGUCAGCAAUGUCACAGGUGAAGGAGUACAUAGAAAGGACAGGCAGGAAAACCCUAGUGAGGUUUGUAAGCGCACCAUCGAAUACUUUAAAGGCAUUAGCGGGGAGACGCUAAAGUUGGUGGACCGCCUGUCAGACGAGGAGAAAAAGACGCAGACAGAGCAGUCGGAGGAAGACAGCACCUCCCGGAGCACCUCUCUGUCGGACGCCUCCCAGCCUUCCCAGCCCUCCCAGCCCUCCCGCUCAUCCAGGUCUGGUAGAGGUUCGAGGGCUGAGGCCGGGGCCGCGUCCGUAAGGGCAAAGGUGGCGACGACGGACAGGGCCUCCGGCAGUGAGAGGAGCAGGAGGAGUAGGCGGACUGGUGGGAAGGAGGGCAGUCAGGGACUCACAGGGUCUCGAACGCCUCCCAUCGCGGAGAUCAAGCCUAGUCCCCAAAGUCCUUGUGAGAGGACAGACUUGCGCAUGGCUAUCGUUGCUGAUCACCUGGGACUCAGUUGGACAGAGCUGGCUCGGGAGAUGAACUUCACAGUGGAUGAGAUCAACCACAUCAGACUAGAAAACCCCAACUCUCUGACAGCACAGAGUUUCAUGCUACUAAAGAAGUGGGUCAGCCGGGAAGGGAAAAAUGCCACAACGGAUGCCUUAACUGCAGUGCUGACCAAAGUCAAUCGGAUGGAUAUUGUGACUUUACUGGAGGGCCCGAUAUUUGACUAUGGUAACAUUUCAGGCACGAGAUGUUUUGCCGAUGAUAACGCUGUUUUCCGGGAUCAGGCUGAUGAUUAUCAGAGCAUUCUAGCGGAGCUGCAGUCCCCCGCCGCACUGCACUCUAACCCCAACUUCCUGGAGCCCGAACUCCCCGUCACCCCCAACCCUUCCCUUGCCCAUUCUCCACACCAUGAUUACCCAGAAUCAGACACCCCUUCUUUGCUGGCUGACUCCCAGCCCCUGCCCUGGAGCCCAGAGACAGAGCCUGGCAGUAGAGAGCCAGAUAGCCCCCCUAGGAGCCCCCCAAGACCUUGUGAGCUUGCCCUGUCCGUCCCAGUCUUUGUACUCCCAGAUCCCCUUCCUUCAAUGGUCAGAAAGCCCCACAUUGCUCUGAAUGACCAACUUCUUUUGAGCGAGGAUGAGGACAAGUCUUGUCACGAAACAGAGCAAAACCACAAACCUAAGGUGCACCUAACCUCUGCGAUGUGUGAGCUAGACAUUGAUAUGGCUUAUUCCACAUCUUCCCCUUCACCAUCAUCUGUUUCAUCAAUUACUCCAUCAACACCUGACAGAGCACAUAUCGGAGAUGGAUUACUACUGAGUGGUUCUCCCCAAGGGAUACAGGAGGAUGUAUGUUUGAAAGGAGGUGAAAAGGAAGUGAUAGAAGAAAUAGAGAAGGUUGUCGAGAUUGCUAACACAGAUUUCACAGAGGGAAAUAUAGUCGUGGAGAAGUGGGUUGAGCAAGACUUGAUUGAAAAUGUCAAAAGGAAAUGUGAAAUUGUAAUACAAGAUAGGUUACUGUUGGCUGGUGAAAUGAAUAUUUUGUUAGAACAGAGGGAGGAAUGGGAAAAGGAUGAAAGAGAUUUGCCAAAGGAGGAGCCUGUUCUUGAGGAAGGAACAGCCUGUGAAGUUGAAGAGGUAAGAGAUGUGCAGAAACUGUCAGAGGAGCAACUUAAUUUGAUAGAAACUGAGCAUGAAGUGGAAAAAUGUAGUCCCACUUUAGAAGAAGAAACUGUAAAAGAGGGUGCUGAUGAAACAAUUGGAGCAGAACAAGAGGUAGAUUGGGGCAAUGAGGAAAUAGUGCGUCAGGAAGAAAGAAUAGAGGACACAGAUGGUGAAUCUCAGUUCAAGGAUGAAGGAGGUCCCCUGGAAAAUGAAAGGGGGAUUGACAUGAAGUCAGAGGGUGACCAGGCAGCCGAGGAUCAGGCUGUGUUUGACGUCUCGCCUCAGGCCUGGGUUGCUGCACUUGAGGAACGUCAGCCUAAAUCUGAAUCUGGAUCUAAUGAGGAAGACGAGGAUGGUAAAAGCAGCAAGGAAAUCACAGAGGAAGCAUUGGAGGAGGUGAAGAAGGAAGAAGGCUCAGAGAAGGAGGAGGAGGAGGACGAAGAGACAAGCGACAAGGCCAGGGUUCAGAAGAGUCUCGAUCAGGUUGAACAAGCAGAAAAAGACUUGUGUUCACUUUCAGGUUGGCACAGUGACUCAUCAAGCGUCAAUGUGGAACCACCAACGCCAGGCCGCAGUGUCAGCUCAGAUUUGCUUGACAGACGGGAAAGCCAAGAGAACUCCAGUGAAUCCAUUACUUCCUCAUCCAGGGGUGAAUCAGGGAGGUCUCGACAGAACGGCGACAACUCAAAGCACUCACCUCAGGACGCCUCAUCAGAGUCUUCAAAUGGCAAGAAGGAAGAAGGGGCUUUGGUUUCUGAGAAGAAAGUUCAGCAGGAAGGAACCAGGAAUAGCAGAAGAAAGGAGGACAGAAGGUCAGGGGAUAAGAAGCAUCACUCAUAGCCAGAUUAAUGUUUCCGGGAAUAAGGUUCCAGUGUGAGGACUUCAGGCAAGGGUCCAAUCUGCUACUAUCCACUUCCUACUAAAGGUUCUCACGUGAGAGGAGUCGACCCUUAUGACUUAAGCAUGAGCAUGAAAAACUCACUCCCUGUCAAUAAAAGGACACGGGGAGGUUCUCACUCUCUGACUGUGGACCCGUGGACAAUGAUUCUGCUUCCUGUUUUGUGUGAAACAACACGUGCCAUCGGUCCACUGCUGUCGGGAGAGCUUUCGAGGAGCAUCGUUUGUUGUGAUGACUUCAGAGACUCCAUUACUGACCUACCACACAGGUGCAACUGUGACCAAAGAUGGCACAAGAGCUUGAUCCACAUGUUGAGUGGAAAGAAUGAAGUAGACACAAUAACACAAGAAAAAAAUCUAAUGGAACACUUCUGAUCCAACUUCAACACUCGCCUUAUAGUUUUUUCUUGAACCCAUUGUUGUCAGGAUGUAAAUUGUUUUGGGAUUUUAUUUCUUCCUUUUUAAACUUAAACUAACACAAAAACUUUUUUCUGUAUAUAAAAUUACAAUGUGUAAAGUUCCUGGUUGAGAUUGCACUGAGAAGAGUAACCUUUUAAGUGCUUUCAAACUUUAUGAAAAAGGUUCCACUUUUAAAAGAUUUGAGUGUAACUUCACAGGUUCUUGUAUAAUUAAUUAUUAGAGCAGGUAUAAUGUUUGUACAUGAAAAAAGCUGGUUUGAUUUUAACAGAGGAAAUUUCCAGAAAAUCAAAUUUCAAUAAUUCCCAAAAUGGGAAUGGUUCUAAUCCUGCAAAAGCAGCCUUUCAGAGUACUCAUAUUUUCAUGCAUGCGGUUCACAUUAUUUUAAGUACAAUUUUUACAAGUUUGCAAACACUGUAUUCAAAUGACAAAUAAAACCCUUUAUCUGUGUACACAUAUAGCCCUAACAUUUGUCACCAGUUUUAUAUAUUACAUUGAAAAAGGUACCAUAAAGCAUUUAUCAUGUUUGGGGUGAGGAAGCAGUGUGAAAAAAGGUUUUGCUUCUCGAGUGGGUUAUGUCUCGUCUGUCUAUGUAAACAGGAGGGCGGCAUCUGCUACAAGAACGAAAUAAUCUGAAUGUAAAUGCUAGUAGACUGGCUCGCUGUAAAAUUAUACCUGUAUUGUGCGUAUUGGCUAUAAGGUGUAGGAGUCUCUGUACACUGUUAGACUGUUUGUAAUCAUUUAAGCGGUGUGUCGAUUUGGUUUUCUAACGGCUGCUGUGGUAUUAAAGGAAAACUUGGGGCAUUUCAUUUUGGAUUUUUUGGUGAGCUAUUUCCUUAAUUUAAAUCCUACUCACAUUAAGGACACAUAAAGUCAUUAUUUGAUUGUAGCUCUAAAUAGCAUAUUGUAUGACAAAAACACUGGAUGGUCAAAAACAAUAAUUUAAGCAUUAAAUAAAUUGUGUUUUACUCUGAAACUGUGUGAUCUUUUUAGGCUUGAGAGUCUGUAUAUGCAGUGUCGAAUAGACUUGUUUUCACUAGCUCAUUGGCAAAAAUGACUUUACAUGACAUUAGGAUUUAUCUUUGUAUUGGUUUUCAUUAGAUGCCCAUGUAGUUCAAGUGUGGUGUUCUACUGGUGCGAUGGCUCAGUAUGCUGAUGUCUAUGCUGUGGACAUGAAAACUAUGUAAGAAAUCUCUUUUUUUUUUUGUUUUCUUUUUUUUGGGGGGUUGGGGUUAAAGAAGCCAGGAAGGAUGUUGUACCACAUCCCCAUAUACUACUAUGUCAAUCAGGGGGUAGAGGAUCCUUUGAUAUUCUUGAAUUAUCAAUUUUGUCAAUUUUGUUUGAUAUGUGUUUUCACCUGAGCAGAUUUUUGAUGUACAAUUCUUACUAACAGAGUGAAGCCAUUGAAAUGUAACUAUUCUAGCACUUUGGUUAUUCAAGGUCUUUUAGAGGCUAUAGCAGCAAUGAUGCCACCACAAAUGUUUCAGACAUCUUUAAAAAAAAAUCAACUUAAAAUUAAAAAAAAAAAAUAAAUAAAUAAAAAUGCAUUGGUUUC
Messenger RNA from Sphaeramia orbicularis (orbiculate cardinalfish), 16170 nucleotides. RefSeq names its product ankyrin-3-like. Gene Ontology annotation, biological process: signal transduction. Lineage: Eukaryota; Metazoa; Chordata; Actinopteri; Kurtiformes; Apogonidae. Gene Ontology annotation, molecular function: protein binding. The record is from RefSeq and is a predicted model, not a curated record.